Messenger RNA from Passer domesticus (house sparrow), 6998 nucleotides. It is a transcript of the gene SEPTIN11, whose product is annotated as septin 11. Gene Ontology annotation, biological process: cytoskeleton-dependent cytokinesis; intracellular protein localization; cilium assembly. NCBI's taxonomy places the organism in Eukaryota, Metazoa, Chordata, Aves, Passeriformes, Passeridae. The transcript is spliced from 10 exons. The record is from RefSeq and is a predicted model, not a curated record. Bases 16 to 1329 code for a protein of 437 amino acids. Gene Ontology annotation, cellular component: septin complex; septin ring; cell division site. Gene Ontology annotation, molecular function: GTP binding; GTPase activity; molecular adaptor activity.
UGUAGCCAUGCAGAAAUGGCUUUGGAGGGAAAAGGUACAAGCUUGACAUUGAAGGCACUAGAAAUGAACGAUGACCUCAGGAACCUGUCCCUGUCCGGCCACGUGGGCUUCGACAGCCUCCCGGACCAGCUGGUCAACAAGUCAACGUCACAGGGCUUCUGCUUCAACAUCCUGUGCGUGGGUGAAACCGGCAUCGGCAAAUCGACGCUGAUGGACACUCUGUUCAACACCAAGUUCGAGAGCGAGCCCGCCACGCACAACGAGCCCGGCGUCAGGUUGAAAGCACGGAGCUACGAGCUCCAGGAGAGCAACGUGCGCCUGAAGCUGACCAUCGUGGACACCGUGGGCUUUGGAGAUCAGAUCAACAAGGAUGACAGCUACAAGCCCAUCGUGGAGUACAUCGACGCGCAGUUCGAAGCCUACCUGCAGGAAGAGCUGAAGAUCAAGCGGUCCCUGUUCAACUACCACGACACGCGGAUCCACGCCUGCCUCUACUUCAUCGCUCCCACCGGACACUCGCUCAAGUCCCUGGACUUGGUCACCAUGAAGAAGCUUGACAGUAAGGUGAACAUCAUCCCCAUCAUUGCCAAGGCUGACACCAUCGCAAAGAACGAGCUGCACAAGUUCAAGAGCAAAAUCAUGAGCGAGUUGGUCAGCAACGGCGUCCAGAUCUACCAGUUCCCCACCGAUGAGGAGACGGUGGCCGAGAUCAACGCCACCAUGAGUGUCCACCUCCCUUUUGCCGUGGUUGGCAGCACUGAGGAAGUGAAGAUUGGCAACAAGAUGGCAAAAGCCAGGCAGUACCCCUGGGGUGUCGUGCAGGUUGAAAAUGAAAACCACUGCGACUUUGUGAAGCUGCGGGAGAUGCUGAUCCGAGUGAACAUGGAGGACUUGCGGGAGCAGACGCACACCCGGCACUACGAGCUGUACAGGCGCUGCAAGCUGGAGGAGAUGGGCUUCAAGGACACGGAUCCCGACAGCAAACCUUUCAGCCUCCAGGAGACGUACGAAGCAAAGAGGAACGAAUUCCUGGGAGAACUCCAGAAGAAGGAGGACGAAAUGAGGCAGAUGUUUGUCAUGCGAGUGAAGGAGAAGGAAGCAGAGCUGAAGGAAGCAGAGAAGGAUCUUCACGAAAAGUUUGACCAUCUAAAGAGGACUCACCAAGAAGAGAAGAAAAAGGUGGAAGAGAAAAAGAAGGAACUUGAGGAAGAGCUCAACAACUUUCAAAAGAAGAAGGCAGCAGCUCAGCUAUUACAGUCACAGGCUCAGCAGGCAGGUUCUCAACAAACCAAGAAAGACAAGGACAAGAAAAACUUCUUCUUUAUGUAACCGUCACCUUGCCAAAGCCCCCACACCCUCUCUCCCAGUGGACCAUAGGGCACUGGAAGAGCUGCGGAUCCGGGCACCCCUGGCAGGAGAAGAGCCAUCUCAUUCCUCCAUCACGUCUGCCCUCCUCUCUCCCCCCUUUGUUCCCACCCGUGCGUCUGAGGGUGUGCUGUGCUGUGUGUCUGUGCGGGCUCUGCCCGCUCCGGCAGCGUCCAGGCUUCCAGCUCUGCCGAGGGAACGGCCGCCGGAGGAGCUCGGCCGCGCCGGGACUCCUUGCUCUGGCUUACUUGGAUUUUUUUGCCUCCCUCCCCGAUUUCUUUUGCCGUAACAUGCACACACUGCUGGUGACACACUGAAUGACAGACUGGGGGCGAGUGUGCAAAGCUGGAGGAUUUAAAUUCUGCCUCAAGCCUGGCUGCUUUGGACACCACAACUUCAUCUCGAGGGCGUCCUGUGCUCCUCUGUCGUGGCUGGAAGUCUCUCCGCAGACCUGGUGGUGUUCUCAGUGUCCCACUGUGUGACGGUGGAUGUCCCAUCCUGUGACCCUGUCGGAGCCCGUCCUGGACAGUCAAGGCUUUGUUUUCUAGCUGUGCCUUGCUAUGGGCAGAACGAGAUUCUGGCUUUGUACAGCUGAGCUGCACUGGCUCACACUUAGAUGCAGGGCUUCAUUUUGUUUUCAUGAAGCCUAAUUAGUGAUUAUUUUUUUAACAGUCCUCAAUGUGGGCAAGUUGUUAAAAUUUCUACCUUGUUUACUUUGGAAGUGAACUCAGCAGAAAAGUUUGAGAAGUGCCAAAGGAUUGCUUGAAGGUAAAAACAAAACCUGUAAAUGUGUGUGGUGACCUCCAGCUGCUUUGGGAUGGAGGGAAGGAGGCAGCCCAAGCCUCUUGGGUUAUUGUUUUUUGUGGAGUGCUGCACUUUGAUUUUUAACCGAAUACUAGUGAUUUAUUCUUUGCAUCUGUGAAUCUUAAUCAAGGCCUUCCCUUCCUUUAACCUGCCAAGGUAAAGCUACCCUGAGCUGGUCUAGGUUUGGCCUCUGGCACUUGGUGUGUGACAUACCAGCUGCUGAGGGGCUCUGCUGAAAUCUGCUGGGGUUUGUUUUCACAAGCACAGUCUUUUGCAGCACUCUUCAGUGACAGAGGUCAGCUCCCUGCAGCCGGGUGAAAGAAAAACUGCAUAUCCUGGAAACCUUUGCAACCAAAGAAGUGACUUCAUAGAUGCACUCACGAAGGUUAUGGAGUAUUGGCCUCGUGUGCUGUGCCCUGGUAUGUAGCUGGGCUUGCUGGCUGUUGCCCAGCCUGAAGGUCUGUGAAUAUUUGCACAAGUGUAGCUUGGGACAGGACUUGCAGUGAUACCGAAACCAGAGCCUGCCCCACUCCUGAGGCUGCAGGGGCCUCAGGUGGUACCCAGUGCCUCCCACCAGACAGCCAGGUCAGAAACCUGCUCAGUUCAGCCUUGUGAGCACAAAGCAGGGUCGAGGCCAUUGCUGGAUCAAACCUUGGCUGGGUCUGUCCCUGUCUUGCUCUGCAGAACUCUGUGGGUGUUUGUCUUACCUGGGAACCACCACUUGCAGCAUGGGAUCCCUGUGGGCCCUGGGCCACCACCCCUACCAAAAAGCCAUGGCUUGAGCUGCACAUGUUCAGGAAAAAAAUAGUGAAUAACCAUGCAGCCUGAAAGUAGGGGUUCACCAUGCAGCCAAGGGCUGCUGGGGCUCAGAGCAUGUGGUGCUCCAGCCCCUCCCGUGCCUCAUGCAGGCCAGUGUCCCCCUGGCCCAGGGUUCCCUGCACACAAAGCUGGUCGCUGUUGACUGAGGACAUGCCUUGCCCUUGAAACGCCCAGCUUAGGCUGCCUUUUCUUCCAUGGUGGCACCUGUGCCAGUCUGCAGUGCCAGUGGCUGCUGCUGGGGGCCCAAGGGCCUUGGCUGUGGGCUGUGCAGCUUGCCCAGCAGCCACCUCAGCUGCUGGAUGCCUUCUGUGAGACCCUCUGCCAGGGAGGGAAUCCUCUCCUUAUGUUCCCCUCUGUCCUCACACCUUUUUGUUGUUCCCCCUAAGCUCCAAAUGGAAUUCUUUUCAAAGCCCAAUGAGAAGCAGACGGGCACAAUCCGAAUGCUGAGGCUCACACAGACUGCCUUUAUUUUGCAGCUCUGUAGAGUUUUGCUGUGCUGGUGCCUUGAGUCCUGCUGGCAGCUCUGGAGCUCGUGUCUGCGGGAGGACAUAGCGGAGUUAGAGAAGGGCACUAAUGGGAGUUGGGAUGGAGCAGCAGCGUGCCAGGUGAGGCGGCUCCCUUUGGAGGGGAAAGGCAGAGGUGAGGGAGGAUCCAGCAGGAGCUGGCAGCACAUGGCCUCUAGAGGUCCCCUGCAGCCCAAAUUCAUUCGUGACUGUUCGAAAGCUCGAUGGGGGUGCGCGCCGAGUUCACCAAAUCCUCACAACCGGGCUUAGCUCGAAGGGAAUGGGCUCAAAAUAUGGAGUAGCUUUCAUACAGAGCAGGUACUAAACUUCUGGGGUUUGUUGACACAGGGGGGCUGUCAGCAGAAGGUUUGGGGUCUUUUAAGGGUAAAUUCAGGGAGAACAGGUCCAUAAGGAAAAGAGACUCCGUUGGUGGUGGAUAGAGGGCGGAGGGAAGGGAGCAGAAGGCACGGACGGCAGCGAGAGGCGGAGCUGCCAGGGCCCGGCGGGGGCUUUCCCACAGCCCAGCCUGGGAGAAGGGAUGGCGACGUGACCUUCAGCUGCUUCCUGCAUGGCUGCAGCUCUGCGGGAAGGGGUGUCAGCGUGGGGAGGGGGCGGCUCGGCGAAGUUAUCUGUCACCAAGUGUCCCCAGCAGAGCUGGGAAAGCCACUUCAUCCACUCCCAGUUGAAAAGUUGUGCUUUGGGGUUAACCCUUGUGUGGCUGCUGCAGAGGAUCCACACUCUCGUGUCUGGAGGGCGAAUCCUUCAGGGGCUCAGGGAAGCUGUGGGGAGCAGCGCAGUGUGUGAGGAUGGGCCGGGAUUGCAGCUAAAGGCUUGGGGACAAGCAGCAGUGCUCCUCCGGAAUGUGGCUGCUGUGCCUGGAGAGCUGCCUGGGCUUGGGGCACUGACCAGAUGCUUGGGUUUGGGAAUGCAGUGAUUUUCUCCCAGUGCUCCUGUGGGAGAUGCUGGGCUCCUGCCUGCACUGCUUUGGGUCCCCCUGGAGCUGCUGGCAUCUUGGGCUGGUCCGUGACGUGAAGCACUGGGGUGCUGUGAGGUUUGUGGGAAGGCUGCAUGAAUGUGAGGAGUCAAGGGCAUCAGGGAAUGUUUUCCUGUGGGAAACAAGGAGCCCUGGCAGUGCUCCAGUCUGGCCCUGUGCUCCAGCAGUGGGAGCAGCAUAGAAGCCAGUCUGCUGCUGAAGGUGAGGGGGGCCAUGCAGGCUGGGGCUGGAGGGGGCAGCUGCUGCACUUGCUCCAGGGAAGAGCAAAAACAACGGGAUGCUGUUGGGUGCCACAGCCAGAGAGGUGCCAAGCAUCCAGGGCCUGUGCCAGGACAGCAGGACACUGCAGAGGCGGCUCACCCGGACCAGGGAUGGGGUUUGUGCACGGCACCAAGGAAAUAAACCGUGUCUGUCUCUCUCUGCAGCCCAUGUGUGGGACUGGGGAGCGGGAAAGCUGCCCCAGCAGCCGGGGACACCGAGCCCUGCCCCUGCAGCUGUUUGCUUCCUUGGGCUUGCCAAGUUGGCACGGUGGCUUGGCCGGCUCCAGGCAGCACAAGGAGGCCAGGGAGGGUUUGGGGCAGUUUUGGGAGAGCCACAGUGCUGCUGUUAAUUGGGUGUGGUUUGGAAGGCAGAGCUCUCCCCUCGAGGCUGGUCCGAGCCAGGGUGGUGCGGGGCAGUGCACGACCUGCUGCUGUCCUGUUGCUUUGCGGAGCGGGUGACAGUGACAAGGACACAGUUACCUUCUCAAGAGUGACACACAGCCACGGCUGCAGCACACCUGGGACAGCAAACUGCCCCAGAGGCACCCAAUACCUCCUGAGGCCCAGCUCCCCUCCUUGCUGUUCCAGCCAGGCCCCUGGCAGCUGGCACAGGCUCCUGGCUCCCACCCUCGUGCCAGCUCCUCUCCAUGUGUGCAUCUGAGUGCCAGAGUUCUGAUGCUGUGGGGAAUGCAGGAAUAUGCCCUUAAACCUGGGGUGGAAAGAGCGUGGGGAGGGGAGAAGCCAGUGUAAUUGCACUGGGAAAGAUGUAACUUGCUGGAAGCAGUGAGCCCCAGAACUGGGGAUAUCCUGCAGUGGCAGGGUGCUUUGCUUGGUGGUGUGCUUGUGACACCUUGAGCCUGCUCAGCAGCCUGGCUUUGGAAAACUGAGCUGUGGGAUGAGAAGGUCAGGGACUGAAAAUACUGUAAGGACGGCAGGAAGGGCUGGAAGGGAAGGAAGACACACACCCUGCUGAGAAAUGUGGGCUUGAGGGGGAUUUUUUUGAGCCAUGUCAGGAAGAAGCCAGAACCCAAGAGAAGGCUGUCAGGGUGCACUGCUGCAGUGAAGAUGGCACCUUGGAAGGCAGGGAGCAGGAGGGGCUCCACGACAGGGGACAUGGAGCAAUGUCCCUGCCAGGCACUUGGCCUGGAAGGGCAGCAGCCUGGAGAGAGGAGCACCAGAAGCAGGCCAAGGCUGGAAGUGCUGGAGAGGCAAUGAGUUCAUGCUGGGUGACUCCCCUGGCUGCCCAGCACCUCUCAUGUCACCUUUCCAGGGCUCUGGCACAGAGCAGCUCCCUGGCAGCCUCUGGGUAAAGCCAAGCCAGGUCUUGGGUGAAAAGCACAAGAGACUGGGAAUCCAGGACAACUUUCUUUAUUGCUACCAGAAGGCUUUCAUCAGUACAAUGGCUCUGGAUACAAUACCUUCCUCAGGGCUGUGGAGAGAGCUUACAGUCGGGACAGGGUGUUCUGAGAACAGGGUGUCACACGGAGGAGACGCGUUAAAGGUCAGACUCUUGGUUAGGAGUUACAUGAACACAAAACUCGAGGGUCAGGGUGUUUUGUUUUGGUUCUGUGCCUGAUGAUGACACGUGUUCCAAACCUCAGGUGUCCACAGCUGCCCCGGCACCUCAACCAGCAGUGCUGGGAAACGUGCAGGGAGAACCGGGCUCUGCACAAUUCAAGGGUUACAUGUGAUGGAGAGAGCUGAGCCUUGGUGAGAAUCCACACUGGGUGCUACACAGCAAGAAAAAAAUGGUUUCAGUUCUAGUGAUGCAAAACCCAGUAAUUGCUUUCUGUGUUGGGACAGGCAAACUGGUGUAACUGGGAGAAGUCUCUGUGCCAGGCACAGAGCACCUUCACACUCCUGUGGGAAUUACUGAAGUGUGGAGCAGCUUGCAAGCAUUGGUUUAGGUUUUUUUUCCUGCCUAAUGUUUUGUUUAAAUCCAGUUUUUCAAUAUUAUCACAUUUAAACACCCAACUAUUAACAAAAGAGGUUUUCUGUUUAGAAGGGCAAAAGAAAGCUGUGGUGGAGGUGGGGCAGGACAGAAUGUCAUGCACGAGACUGGCUGAGAACUAAAAGAGGAGCAGGCAGAGAAAGGGAGCAAGGAGCAGGUGGGAAUGGGAUCAGAGAGGCAUUAGUUGGCUGGGAAACCUGGAAACAGCUCCGCAGGGCUGAUGUGUGAGCUCUCGGAUGUGGAGAAUGGGUUACAACACACAGGAGCAGAAAAACAGUGGAACCGACAACACUAGAAAGGAA